Messenger RNA from Apis florea (little honeybee), 505 nucleotides. RefSeq names its product Tektin C (gene Tektin-C). Gene Ontology annotation, cellular component: microtubule cytoskeleton; nucleus. The record is from RefSeq and is a predicted model, not a curated record. Gene Ontology annotation, biological process: cilium assembly; cilium movement involved in cell motility. NCBI's taxonomy places the organism in Eukaryota, Metazoa, Arthropoda, Insecta, Hymenoptera, Apidae.
GAUAGAUAACAUCAUCUUGUUAUCAUAUCAAUUAAAAGAAAAGUAAAAUAAAAACAUUGAAAAUUAAUAAAUUAAUUUAUAGGUUAAACGUUAAACGUUUCUAUAGAAACUUGAACUGAUUCUUCAUAUAUAGAUCAAACCUGUGAACCCGUUGCUUUAACAAAACGUUAUUUCUUCGUACGUGUUUUCGAAAUUGAAAAAUAAAAUGCUAAACAAUCGUCCACUUGAAUUAGUUCCUCCACCUCCAUUGAAGUUUACUUUAUAUCAGUGGCAUCUAAAUAAUCGUCAUAGGUAUCGAUGUUCAGAAGCGCAACAAGAAUUAGCAGAUCGAUUACUUAAUGAAUCUCAACGUAUUUGUGAAUUGAGUUCUGAAACAAUAAAAAAUAAUAAAGAAGAAACAGAUCAUAGACUUAAGAAAAAAUUGGAGAUAUAGAAUUUCGUAAAAAGGAAUUAUUACGUAUAAGAAAAGAAGUUAUCCUUGAAAUUGAUACUUUAUCGAUAUAUA